GUAUCAUCGAACGUCAACCCCUGGACCCAACUCCAAGUGCGCCACUUGCUCCGCGGUCAAGACGACGCCUCCCGAUGCCGCUGCUUCUCACUGACUCCACCUCUGUCGUGCCAAGACGACAGAGGGACGAGAUCUAGAGCUAAAGGUCAGAGGCUUGUCAGUGUGAGCGACCAGCCAGCCGCGUACCGCCUAGCUCUCGGAAAGCGGUAUCUCGUGACCAAAAAUCGGUGCCCACUCCACCCCACCGGAAAGGGAAAUCCACCGUUUAUCGCUUACCGCUUAACUGAUAUCAGCAGGCACGAUGCACCAGACCCACCCCUUCCACUCGCGUGUACAUCCACGCCUCGAUCCGCCGCCACCCAGAAAUCGCGCCCACAACUGAGACAUUCGCGCAGCAAGCUGCGCGAUUGCCUGCAAUGUAUAUAGGGCGACGGCGAAAUGUCGUUUGGUGCACCCCACAUCCUCCACCAUGCCGACAGACCCCAACAAUCUGCCCAUCCCCGGCUCGCUGCUGCUCGUUGACGAGCACGCUACCGGCGCGCACCAUGGAGACAUCAUUCUCAGUCCAACGCCGAGCCGCGAUUUCAACGACCCGCUCAAUUGGAGCAAAUGGCGCAAGCAGCUCGCUUUUGCGAUGCUCAUGACUUACACCGUCCUCUCCGGCUUCGCUGCGUGCUCUGUAUACUCGGUGCUGGUCCCGCUUGGCGAGGCAAAGAAUAUCAGCUUGGGCGCCCUUAACGCAGGCACCGGAUACAUGUUCCUCCUCCUCGGUUGGGGUGGUCUGAUCACGCAACCGCUGGCUCUCACGUUCGGCAAGCGCCCCAUGUUCAUCUUCAGCACAGUCGGGCACCUGGGUACCGUCAUUUGGCAGGUGUACAUCUCGAACGAGGGCACAUGGCACGCCAACAAAGUGCUACAGGGCCUAUUCACGGCGCCGAUCGAGAUGCUUAUCGAGGUAUCGAUCGCUGAUCUUUUCUUCGCGCACGAGCGCGGCUUCUACAUGGGUCUCUACGCGACGGCGCUCUACGGUGGCAACUUCCUCGCGCCCGUGUGGGCAGGCUUUGCCAACGACACUCUCGGAUGGGAGUGGGUGUUCUGGCUCAGCGCACUCAUGCUGGGCGUGCUCAUCGUGGUGCUGUUCUUCUUUAUGGAGGAGACCAACUAUAACCGUGGCACCACUGAGCUCGGCGAGAAGCACGGCGGCACGACCACUGAUGACGUCGAGGCGCCCCACGAAGACGACAAGGACAAGGACCACACCGUUACUGUCGAGGACAGCCGUCCGGCGCUCGAGGGCAAGGAGUACUCCUACAUGUACAAGAUCGCCCUCUAUCGCCAACGCUACACCACCUGGUCGACGCUUUGGGCUCAAGUCUACCGUCCUAUCAUCUUCUUCCGCUACCCCGUCGUCCUCUGGUCGGGUCUUCUCUACGGCUGCUCGCUGGUGUGGUACAACGUUCUCAACGCUACCGCGUCCAUGAUCCUCACCGAGAACUACGGCUUCUCGGCCUCUAUGGUUGGCCUGUUCUACCUUGGUCCCACUAUCGGUGCGUGCCUCAGCUCGGCACACUCGGGUUGGGCUGCCGACAAGUGGCUGCUUUAUUACACCCGUAAGCGCGGCGGUGUGCGUGAGCCUGAGGACCGUCUCUGGCUUCUCGCCCUCAACGCCAUCCUCCUUCCCGUCGGCCUCAUCCUCUGGGGCGUCGGCGCUGCCAACAACGUGCACUGGUUCGGGCUUGUCUUCGGCGGCCUUCUCGUCGCAUUUACUUCGGCAUCCGGUGGAGCGUUCGCCCUCAACUACGUCAUGGACUCGUACAAGGAUUUGGGUGGCGAGGUCGUUCUCACGACCAUCCUCAUCCGCAACUCGCUCUCCUUUGCCAUCGGCUACGGUAUCACACCCUGGCUUAACAUGGGUCUCAAGAACACGUUCAUCACCGCCGCCAUGGUCGGCAUGGCGCUGUACGCCUCGUUCAUUAUCAUGACUACUUGGGGCAAGAGGUUCCGCAAAAACAGCCGUACGUCGUAUUGGCGCUACGUCGAGUCGAGCGUCAUGCCGCACCACUAAGUGUGGGACACUGGCAAGCAGGAGACACAGGUGGGGGGACUGAGCUUGAGAGGCCAUCGAUGGGGGUGUACGGGUAGCGUUGGGCUUGCAGUUGUGUGAUACUUGUAGUGAGGCUGCCGUUGUCUGUAGGGAAGUAAUGGUCUGUCAACGAGAUGGAUGAUUUGAGUCAUGCACAUCCUGAAGCU
Molecule: messenger RNA, 2250 nt
Organism: Cutaneotrichosporon oleaginosum
Lineage: Eukaryota; Fungi; Basidiomycota; Tremellomycetes; Trichosporonales; Trichosporonaceae
Biological process (GO): transmembrane transport
Cellular component (GO): plasma membrane
Molecular function (GO): transmembrane transporter activity
Source: RefSeq, a predicted model, not a curated record